CGCCUAUCUACUUAAGGCAAGAGAGAAAGCUCUUUCCUCUCAACUCCCCACUUCCUCACUUCCCUUCCUCAACUCUUCAUCAACUCACCUCACUUUCUCACACCGCCUCGCACACUUGAGCAAUGUCCAACCACACAUCCUCUCUGGGCGAACACCCCCUCGAGCGUUCCCGCGAAUCCGUGGUCAGCGUAUCCAAAGUUUCCAAAUCCAUGAAGCAGUGGCUCUCUCCGCAGAGCCAACCUGUUCAGCUCUUACCUCCAACGCCCGUCGAUCCCAGAGACCCAGCUCCCCAACUUCUUCCAACCGCAGUACUGAAGUCUAGGCUGGGGCCUUCAACAAACCCUGUCGACACAGCCUAGUUUGUUUCUCGACUCGGUAACGAUAAAGGCACAUCUCAUGACGAGAAUCGAUCCUCGCAGUACGAUACACUCGUGAACAGCCCCAUGGCCAAGCUGGUCCCGUCGAAGGGGUCUGUCAGCCUACAGCAGUCUACCUCUGAAGUUGAGGAUCAGGAUCCGACAUCAGAACAGACCGAACCAGCCAGAAAGAGGCGAUCAGAGUCCGACAGCGACGAGGUUUCGCAGCAGCUCAUUUCGAGCGAAAUGGUCAACCUCGACAGAAAGGCUCCACUUCCUGCACCGCUUCACGUUAUUGAAGCCUUCGCAUCUCAAGACUUAGCACCUGGACUGAAGCCGAAGCUGAGCAGCCCUGAUUGGAGCGUCAGUGAGCUGGAAAGUCCUCAGAGUGACUCGACUCCUCUACCCGUCAACAGCGAUGGCGCAGAUUCGACCGGGCCUUGGGGUUCUCUUCACCCUCUUCCAGUUAACCACCGCGCUCUCCCUGUUGCAAAAAUUGGUCUCGGCCGGAUAACCAAAGGAUGGGCGGCUACGUGCUCGAACCCGCCUACCGCAGAGUUCUUCCACGAUGGAACUCGGGACCCGUUAUCCGACCAACGCGACAUUGAUACGGGAGAUGGAACCCUCCUAUCACCAGUGGAGUAUCCCGAAACCCACAAGUCUCAGAAUCCCGGGCAGUGCCAUGAUGUGCGAGACCUCAACUGGCGCCAGGCAAAUAUGACAUCGGAGUUGUGGAUUGCAAGGGAGAUCAAGAACCGCAACCAGAUUGCUCAAAGAAUCAGGGCUGAGAUUGAAGAAAACAACAAAGUAGCCCAGCCCACCCCUGUUGAGGAACCUUGGCCGACGGCGAACUGCCUUCUACGACCAGCAACACCGAACGACUUCUCCGGCAUUGCUGCCGUCAUGAACAAAGAGAGUAGGCAAACCAAGUCCCCGCAGGGGCUUGGUCCUGCCACUACUGGCACUCAAGAUAUUCGAAGAAUAUAUGAGAACUGCCGUCGCAAUAAGCGACCAUUCAUCGUGGCUGUCCCGUCAGCAAGCAUUCUUUUGGAUCGGUCGAAGUGGCCGGAGGGGGCAGACAAUGAGUACGAAGAAUUUGUCCGGUUCAAACGCACCCAAAAGUCUUCAAGUGACGAAAAAACCAUUCUGGGGUUCGCUUUUGUCACGGACUCCAGGAUGGAUGUUUUUGGUUCCCCCUCUUACGGCUCGAGGUUUACGGGACGCAUCACAGUGGUGGUCGACCCAGCCCAUCGCCGAAAGCUGUAUGGAUCCGCGCUCCUUGACCGCAUUCUACUUUCUGUCGCAGCUUACCACGGAAGUCUGGUCGACUACAAGUGGGAAUGCUCCGAGCCGGCGUCAAUUUACGAGCACACAGUAACCAGAAACUGGCGACAGUACGCUCGCGUCUACAUCGAGGCCCUAUUCCAAGGAGAGGAGAAUAUCGACCAGAGUUGGAUCGGUAAGAUGCUCGAAAAGUUUGAGUUCAAACGUGUCGCACGGUUUGAGCAGGCAGUUCGAGCUGGCAACUCAACAGAAAGCGAAUGGUUAGAUUUGGCCGUGUGGGAACUUCAGGCCCGCCCAGCUAAGGAGAUCGGAGAUGACACACCUUCAAAACUAGCAAUGUACUGA
Ilyonectria robusta is the source of this 1985-nucleotide messenger RNA. RefSeq lists its product as uncharacterized. The record is from RefSeq and is a predicted model, not a curated record. The transcript has a single exon. Lineage: Eukaryota; Fungi; Ascomycota; Sordariomycetes; Hypocreales; Nectriaceae. Bases 444 to 1985 code for a protein of 513 amino acids.